AUGUCGAACGUUUUCUUUCCCUUCUCCAAGGCGCCUUUGCGCACCAUUAAGGAGAUCCAGUUUGGUCUUUUCUCUCCGGAGGAAACCAAGCGCAUGAGUGUGGUUCACGUCGAAUACCCGGAAACAAUGGAUGAGCAACGCCAACGACCACGGACCAAAGGUGUUAAUGACCCGCGCUUGGGUACUAUCGAUCGUCAGUAUAACUGCGAGACUUGCGAAGAAGGCCCCAAGGAGUGUCCUGGUCACUUUGGCCACAUCGAACUAGCCGCCCCAGUAUUCCAUAUCGGCUUUUUGACCAAGAUUAAGAAGAUCCUGGAGACUGUCUGCCACAACUGUGGAAAGAUCAAGGCCAACGCGGCGGAUCCUAAGUUUAGAGAAGCUGCGCGCAUGCGAGACCCCAAGCGACGUUUCGAUCACAUUUGGAGACUUUCCAAAGAUAUCCUAGUUUGCGAAGCCGAUCCGACACCCGACGAUGACGAUUAUGAAAAGGGAGGCGAGAAGGAGGUAAACAGACACGGUGGCUGUGGUAAUGCUCAACCCACCGUUCGCAAGGAGGGUAUCACCCUUGUGGGCUCCUGGAAGCCUAGCAAGGCCAUGAUGGAAGACGAAAUGGCUCAGCCAGAGAAGAAGGUCAUUACACCUGCGAUGGCUUUGAAUAUCUUCCGAAACAUCUCAACCAGGGAGGUUGAUGUCAUGGGUCUGAGCAACGAUUAUGCUCGCCCCGAAUGGAUGGUUCUCACAGUUCUUCCAGUCCCCCCUCCGACCGUUCGCCCCAGUGUCAUGAUGGGUGCCACAAGUGGCUCUCGUGGUGAGGAUGAUCUGACUUACAAGCUGGCUGAAAUUGUCCGCGCCAACCAGAAUGUUCAACGUUGCGAGCAAGAAGGUGCCCCGGAGCACGUCAUCCGCGAAUUUGAGUCCCUCCUGCAAUAUCAUAUCGCAACUUACAUGGAUAAUGAUAUUGCUGGUCAACCCAAGGCGAUGCAGAAGGGCAACCGUCCAGUCAAGGCCUUGCGUAGCCGCUUGAAAGGAAAGGAAGGUCGUCUACGUCAAAACUUGAUGGGAAAGCGUGUUGAUUUCUCUGCACGUACCGUCAUUACUGGCGACCCCAACUUGUCUCUUGAUGAGGUUGGUGUGCCUAUCUCGACAGCACGAAUUCUCACCUACCCAGAGGUGGUAACUCCAUACAACAUCGAGAAGCUGCAAGCUUUGCGUAUUGAUCUUCGUCACGCCAAGCGUGCUGGUGCGCAGCAGCUUCUCUACGGCUGGAAGGUCGAACGUCACAUUGAUAACGGCGAUGUCAUUUUGUUCAAUCGUCAGCCCUCUCUUCACAAGGAAUCCAUGAUGGCUCACCGCGUCCGCGUCAUGCCAUUCUCGACUUUCCGUCUCAACUUGUCAGUCACCACUCCAUACAACGCCGAUUUCGACGGCGACGAAAUGAACUUGCACGUUCCACAGAGCGAAGAAGCCCGGGCCGAGCUUUCUGAGCUUGCCCUUGUUCCAAAGAACAUUGUGUCCCCCCAACGUAACGGCCCUCUUAUGGGUAUCGUGCAGGACACUUUGUGUGGUGUCUACAAGAUUUGCCGUCGUGACACUUUCCUGACCAAGGAUCAAGUCAUGAACAUUAUGCUCUGGGUCCCUGACUGGGACGGAAUCAUCCCCGCUCCCGCCAUUCUCAAGCCCCGUCCUCGCUGGACCGGAAAGCAGAUGAUCAGUAUGGCCUUCCCCACUGGUCUCAACCUCCUCCGUAUCGACAAGGACAGCUCGCCACUCUCCGAGAAAUUUAGCCCUCUUAAUGACGGUGGCCUGCUGAUCCAUGGCGGACAGUUGCUCUAUGGUAUGCUUUCCAAGAAGACCGUCGGUGCCAGCGGUGGUGGUGUGAUCCAUACCAUCUUCAAUGAAUAUGGCUGUGAUACUGCGGUCAAUUUCUUCAACGGCUGCCAAACCAUUGUCAACUACUGGUUGCUGCACCACGGAUUCAGUAUCGGUAUCGGUGAUACGAUUCCCGAUCAGAACACGAUCAACAAGAUCGAAGACGCUGUUCGUGAGCGCAAACAGGAAGUCGAUACCAUUACUGCCAGCGCUACCGAGAACACUCUCGAAGCUCUGCCCGGUAUGAACGUCCGUGAAACCUUCGAGAGUAAGGUUUCCCGUGCUCUUAACAACGCCCGUGACGAAGCUGGUGCUGCUACCGAAAAGAGUCUGAAGGAUAUCAACAAUGCAAUCCAGAUGUCUCGCUCUGGUUCCAAGGGUUCGAUUAUCAAUAUCUCACAGAUGACUGCAGUUGUGGGUCAACAAUCCGUUGAAGGAAAGCGUAUCCCAUUCGGUUUCAAGUAUCGCACAUUGCCGCAUUUUACGAAGGAUGAUUACUCUCCUGAGUCUCGAGGAUUCGUCGAGAAUUCCUAUCUCCGUGGUCUCACCCCCACUGAGUUCUUCUUCCACGCUAUGGCUGGUCGUGAAGGUCUCAUUGAUACUGCCGUCAAGACAGCCGAAACUGGUUAUAUCCAGCGUAAGUUGGUCAAGGCCUUGGAAGAAGUUAUGGUCAAAUACGAUGGCACCUUCAUCUAUGGUGAGGAUGGCCUAGAUGGUGCCCACAUUGAGAACCAACGAGUUGACAUCAUUCGAUGCUCCGACGAGAAAAUGAGAGAGCGUUUCCGUGUUGAUGUGAUGGACCCCGAGCGUAGCCUCGGACCUGAAGUCUUGGAGCAAGCUAAUGAAAUUGCGGGUGAUAUGGAAGUUCAGAAGUACCUGGAUGAGGAAUGGGAGGCUCUUAUCGAGUCUCGCAACUUCCUUCGCACUGUUGCCAAGGAAGACGAGGAGAUGAUGCAACUUCCCAUCAACAUCCAGCGAAUCCUGGAAAUGGCACGCACUACUUUCCGAAUCCGCGAAGGUACCAUCAGUGAUUUGCACCCUGCUGAAGUCGUUCCUCAAGUGCAGGCGCUCCUCGACCGACUCAUUGUUGUUCGCGGAGAUGACGAUAUCUCUCGCGAGGCGCAAGACAAUGCUACCCUGCUCUUCAAGGCUCAACUGCGCAGCCGUCUCGCCUUCCGCCGACUAGUGACGGACUAUUCGCUCAACAAGCUUGCAUUCCAACACGUUAUCGGUGCCAUUGAGAACAGAUUUGCUCGUGCGGGCGCCAAUCCCGGUGAAAUGGUUGGAGUUCUUGCAGCUCAGUCCAUUGGUGAGCCUGCUACCCAGAUGACUCUCAACACCUUCCAUUUUGCUGGUGUGUCAUCCAAGAACGUCACUCUCGGUGUGCCUCGUCUCAAGGAGAUUCUCAAUGUUGCCACAAAUAUCAAGACGCCUUCUAUGACUGUCUACCAAAUCGGAGACAAGACAUAUGACAAGGAGGGAGCCAAACAAUUGCGAAGCGUUGUGGAGCACACUAGUCUGCGGUCUGUUACCGAGGCUACUGAGAUCUAUUACGAUCCCGAUAUUCAGUCUACUGUCAUUGAAAACGAUCGGGAUAUGGUCGAGUCCUACUUCAUUAUCCCAGAGGAUGUUGGCGAUGACACCAAUCUCCAAUCGAAGUGGCUGCUUCGUAUCGUCCUCAGUCGCCCCAAGCUUCUUGACAAGGGUCUUACCGUUCAGGACGUCGCCAGUAAGAUCAAGCAGGCUUAUCCUCGCGAUAUUGCAGUUCUUUUCAGUGACAACAACGCCGAUGAGCAGGUCAUCCGUAUUCGUCAGAUCCAGGAUGGCAAGGAUGAUGAAGACGAUGAUGUCGAGUACGACGUUACAUUGAAGAAGCUUGAGCAGCAUCUUCUUGACACCCUGACCCUUCGUGGUGUUCCCGGCGUUGAGCGUGCUUUCAUCAACGAGAAGAGCAAAGUUCGUAUCUUGGACGAUGGCACUUUGCACACGAGCAAGUCGGACCCUCUUUGCAAGGAGUGGGUUCUCGAGACCAGCGGCUCGUCUCUUGCACCCGUCCUUUCUCUUCCGGGCGUUGACGCUACUCGUACCUACUCGAACCAGUUUAUCGAAAUUUUCGAGGUCUUCGGUAUUGAGGCCGCUCGUACCGCUUUGCUCCGUGAGUUGACACAAGUGCUGGCUUUCGAUGGUUCCUAUGUCAACCACCGUCACUUGGCCCUGCUGGUCGAUGUAAUGACUGUUCGCGGCUACCUGACCCCUGUUACUCGUCACGGUAUCAACCGUGCCGACAAUGGUGCGCUCAUGCGUUGUUCUUUCGAGGAGACUGUGGAAAUUCUUCUCGAAGCUGCUGCCUUCGGAGAACUUGACGAUUGCCGCGGUGUUUCUGAGAAUCUGAUUCUUGGACAGAUGGCCCCCGCUGGAACGGGAGAGUUUGAUGUCUACCUGGAUCAGACUUUGCUCAACACAGUCGUGUCGAACAAUGCCCGCUUCGGACUCAUGAACACUGGUGGUGCCAAGGACGCAAUGAUUCCGGAUGGUGCUGCCACCCAGUAUGACAGCGCCUCGCCCUUGUCUAGCACUCCUUACAUGGUUGAUGGCGAUCCCGAUGCCAGUUUCUCUCCUAUCCGACAGCCUGGUUCGGAAUCUCCUGGCUUCCACAACUACCAAUCCGAUCCUCUCAGUGGAUUCACCAGUCCUGCAGCUCGCAGCCCCGCGGGCUACUCUCCCAGCAGCCCGUUCAACACCAGCCCAACGUCUCCUGGCUACUCUCCAUCGUCAAGCUACUCCCCUACCUCCCCGGGUAUGGGUAUGGGUAUGGGUAUGACAAGCCCUGGAUUCUCUGCCACCAGUCCCGGAUUCUCGCCCACAAGUCCGUCGUUUGCUCCUACAUCCCCAGCGUACUCGCCGACCUCGCCUGCCUAUGGUCAAGCAUCGCCGACUUCGCCGUCGUACUCACCUACGUCGCCUGGGUUCUCGCCAACCUCGCCCAAUUACAGCCCGACGUCACCUAGCUUCAGCCCGGCCUCUCCUGCCUUCAGCCCGACGUCUCCCAGCUACAGUCCUACCAGCCCUGCGCUUGGUGGUGGGCGACACCUGUCCCCCACCUCCCCGACAUCCCCCAAGUACACACCCACCUCGCCUGGAUGGUCUCCCACGAGCCCCCAGUCGUACUCGCCGACGUCCCCUAACUUCUCUGGCUCGCCGACGUCUCCGGGCUACAGCCCAACUUCUCCGGCUUACAGUCCAACGUCUCCUCGCCAGUGA
Penicillium cosmopolitanum is the source of this 5130-nucleotide messenger RNA. RefSeq names its product DNA-directed RNA polymerase II subunit RPB1. Bases 1 to 5130 code for a protein of 1709 amino acids. The transcript has 7 exons. Gene Ontology annotation, molecular function: DNA binding. NCBI's taxonomy places the organism in Eukaryota, Fungi, Ascomycota, Eurotiomycetes, Eurotiales, Aspergillaceae. Gene Ontology annotation, cellular component: RNA polymerase II, core complex. Gene Ontology annotation, biological process: transcription by RNA polymerase II. The record is from RefSeq and is a predicted model, not a curated record.